Molecule: messenger RNA, 1738 nt
Organism: Dermacentor silvarum
Lineage: Eukaryota; Metazoa; Arthropoda; Arachnida; Ixodida; Ixodidae
Product: AP-5 complex subunit mu-1-like
Exons: 14
Coding region: 250-1668 (472 amino acids)
Biological process (GO): endosomal transport
Cellular component (GO): AP-type membrane coat adaptor complex; lysosome; late endosome
Source: RefSeq, a predicted model, not a curated record
UCUAGCCCAGUCACGUGUACAUGCUUUCGGUUUUAGAUGCGAGCUGCGACUGCGACAACACCAACAACACUUCGUUCGAAGUUUCAUGUUCUAAGAUGUAGUUCAUCAAUUUCGAAGCCAGCUAGACGUGUUCGUGGGUGUUGUGUUGGUGUCACUUGUGCGUUGAAAGCCGUGGAACAUUGUGAAAGAAAUUGAGGUGGCUGACGCGCCCGCUUUGUCUUGCGGGGCGUUGUUUCGAAACGGUGCACAAUGAGCAUUCGUGCCCUCUGCAUCGUUAGCAUACCGCACAAGGAUGCAGCAACAACCAUCUACUACAAGCGAUUUCCAACAUGCGAGUUGCGAGCCAAGCAGCUGGAAGGAUACGUGCCACUGCCCCCUCACAAGGGCUUGGCUGCUGCCUUGGCGAAUUGCCUGGAUGACACGGAUCUGCGGUCAUGGCGGGAACAUGUGGACCAGCCACUUCAGCUGCCCGCACUGGAGCUGUCCACCACCCAGGGGACUCUGUGGCCAUUCGUCUUUGUGCAGAAGGAUGGGCUGUACUUUGGCUGCCUGCCACUUGUGUCUUUACCACCAGGGAAGCGCCCGGAUUUGCUUUCACUCCCUGAGGUGACCACCGCCCUGCUGGCAGUCGAGGCGGUCAUUGAAGUCCUGGGGAGUAGCAUCGCCUCACUCAAUGCGGGCUCUGCACAGUUAAUGCAGGUGGAAGAGUUCCUUUCGGUGGCUGCCCCCUUCGGCCUGUUGCAGUUCACCCAGCCAAGUGUGGUGCAGGACAUCCUCAGGGACAAAGAGCUCUCCCCGCCAGUGGAUGGGGCCACCAAGGUGCCUGCAUGGAGGCCAACGGCAUUCCACGGGAAACCAGUGCUGCGCAUACAGCUUCGAGAGGUUGUUCACUCCACGCAGUGUGAGCGGCCCGACGUGAGCCCCACGGCCCAGGUGUCGGGAAGCCUGCGGGUGCAUGCAGAGCUGGAAUGCCGGGAACUCUCCGUUAGCUUGACUUCCAGCGAGACGCUGUCGCCCACGCUGGCAGCUGGCGUGCGGAUCACCACCCACCAAGGUGCACAAGGUUCCACGACGUGGUGCAUUCACAUGAGCCCACCGCCUACGCACCCUGUUGACGCCCUGCGCUACUUCCUGCCGCCAUCGGUUGCAGUGCCACCCAUCUUGGGCCUGUACUCCAUGAGGGGGGACAAGCGUAUUGAUUUUCUUCUCCAACUGAAGCUGCAAGCAGGCAUCAAGAAUGCAUUCCAGUCACUGGAUGUUAGGAUUCCAUUCUUUAACAGGGGGCGCAUCAAGAAGUCGAGCCUGAUGCCCAGCUGUGGCAGUGUCUCCCUGGCCAGAGACAAGUGCAGCCUGCUUUGGACGAUCGGGCAAAAGUUUCCAGCGUCUUCUCAGGAAGUCUCAUUAACGGGCACAGUCCACUUUGAAGAACAACCAGCAGACAUCAACGCUUCUACGCUCUGCACGGGCCUCACGUCUUACGUACAGGUAGAGUUCCGAAUGACGAGUCGGACAUUGAGUGGAUGCAGCCUUGAUCCCAAGUCCAUCUUGGUUACACCUCCGGCCAAGUUCAAACUGCUUGUUGAUCACGAAGUUGAGUCGUUGGAGUAUCGGAUCUGGAACAAGUUCGGAGAAGUGCCCUUUGCCAUACCAGCGGUGGCUGCGGACUGAUCUCAAGAGUGGUAACUUCUCAGAUCAAGUGUUUUUGUGAUAUAAUAAAAUCACGAAAUCAGUUUUGAAA